Funneliformis caledonium is the source of this 226-nucleotide messenger RNA. The record is from the annotation of a GenBank genome assembly. NCBI's taxonomy places the organism in Eukaryota, Fungi, Glomeromycota, Glomeromycetes, Glomerales, Glomeraceae.
UAUUCCUGCUAGUCGCCAUAAUACAAUAGCGACAAUUGAAUUUCGUCCAACGACUCGGGAAGGGCCUUCGGCCGAACAAGGGGAACAAGGGGAGGGAAGGUAUUUUAUAAAUAGCAAUUUAUUUCAUGUAGGAGAGGCAUCUGAGACAAAAGCUGGAUGCAUUUCUAAUCGAAUGGAGCGAAAAGUGGUACGAAUAACGCGAAAAUGUCUCAAAAAAGAAUUAUAA